GCUGGCACCGCCCCCGGCAGGGAGAGGCGGUGGUGGCGGGCGGCGGGCGGUCUCAGCCAGGUGCGCCCGGCCGGCGCCGCCGCUCCGCCAGCCCGGUCCGCUCGUUCCGCCCGGUCCGGCAUCAUGACGGUCACACGGCUCGACCAGGGGCAGCGCUACCGCCCGCGGAUGGCCUUCCUGAAAAAGAUCGAAGCGCUUAUGAUGGAGAUGCAGAACCCAGACACGGGCGUGAAGACGCAGACGCAGCGGGUGAUGAUCACGAACAUCCCACACGCUGUGGCAGGUAAUGACAUAUUGCAGUGGAUUCUCCAGCGCUUGCAGAUCACUCAGGAAGAGGCGCUCCACCUGGGAGACCUGUUUGUCAAAUACGGAUACAUCUACCCUCUCCAGGAGCCAAAGAACCUCACCCUUAAGACAGACGGCAGCCUGUACAGGUUUCAAACCCCCUAUUUCUGGCCCGUGCAGGCCUGGCCUGCUGAUGACACGGACUAUGCCAUUUACCUAGCGAAGAAGAACAUUAAGAGGAAAGGGAUUUUAGAAGAGUAUGAAAAGGAACAUUACAACAUGCUCAAUCAAAAAAUAAACUACAAGUGGGACUUCGUUAUUAUGCAGGCCAAAGAGCAGUACAAGGCAGGGAAGGAGCGGAAGAAGGCGGACAGGUACGCGCUGGACUGCCAGGAGAGAGCCUACUGGCUGGUGAACCGAACUCCUCCCGGCAUGCUGGACGCCCUAGAGUACGGGUUAGACCGCGUAACGGAUCCCAAUGAAAACAAGAAAAAAACUAUGGACGUUUAUAGGAGAGAGAUCAUGUACUAUCAGCAGGCCAUCAUGAAGUCCCGAGUGAAAUCUUCUGUCUCUCUUGGAGGGCUUGUGAAGUACUCUGAGCAGUUCCUCUCCAAUGAUCCCAUCCUGUCUGGAUGUCUCCCCAGCAACCCCUGGAUAACAGAUGACCCUGAGUUCUGGGAUCUCAAUGCAAAACUCGUGGAAGUCCCCACCAGGAUGCGCGUGGAGCGAUGGGCCUUUAACUUCAGCGAGCUGAUACGGGACCCGAAAGGCCGGCAGAACUUCCAGCUCUUCCUGAAGAAGGAGUUCAGCGGAGAGAAUCUGAGUUUCUGGGAAGCGUGUGAGGAUCUCAAGUACGGAGACCAAUCCAAUAUCAAAGAAAAAGCAGAAGAGAUUUACAAGCUCUUCCUGGCUCCGGGAGCGAGGCGCUGGAUCAACAUCGAUGGCACAACAAUGGGCAUCACGGUCAGAGGCCUCAAGCACCCUCACCGCUAUGUUUUAGAUGCUGCUCAGACCCACAUCUACAUGCUGAUGAAAAAGGACUCCUAUGGCCGCUAUUUGAAGUCUCCAAUAUACAAGGAAAUGCUGGCCAAGGCUGUUGUGCCACAAGAGACUGUCAAAAAAAGCUCCAAUUUCCCGUUCGGACGCCGUCACCUCCGCUCCAGCCCCAGCCCUGUCAUCCUGAGGCAGCAGGAGGAAGAGGCCAAAGCCAAAGAAGCCGCCACGACCGUGGACAUCACGCAGGUUAUGAGCAAGCUGGAUCGCAGGAGCCAGCUCCAGAAGGAUCCUCCCAAGUAGGCUCUGAGCCCCGCAGGGAAAAGACAAGCCGAGGCUGGGCUUGAGCUUCGUCUCCCCUUCCUGAAGGUGUCAGUGCUGCUUUAGGUUUCCCAGGCUGGCUCUGCCAGCCGCCUGCUUCCCGCACGUUGCCAUGGCUGCUGCAGCAGCAGAUGUCACUUGCCAGGCGUGGGAGCUGCCGGAGCCAGGCUGCUGGCUGUGCCGGACUCGGGGCACAGCGCCCCGGCUCCCUCCCCGCACAUUUGGGAGGGGAGAUGCCUUCUGGCUGCCCUGAGCCCCACCAGGAGACUGGGACAGCCCGGCUGCCUCUCCCCUCCCCCUGCUCCUCCGUGAGCUGGGGCUGCACAGGGCAGGGUAAAGCUCUGCCGUCCCACUCCCUUGGGCUCAAAUUGUCCAUACUGGGAGCAGAGAUGGGUGACCCCACAGGGAGCAGGGUGAGGUGACCCAUGUCAGAGUGUCUGUGCUGGUGUCCAUCCUCCCGGGGAUGUGCACCCUCCCAAGGGUACCCCCGGAGAGGAGCGUGCCCCUCACUUCAAGUAUCCUGGACCUCUGAGCCAGUACAACGGAGCUGCAGAAGAGCAGGGUAGACGUCUUUUGAGACCAGUAGGAUGGGUGUUUCUGAAGGUUUAGUUGACCCUUUGAAUUUUAGUGACGGUCCUGGUUCCCCCGGCACGUUGGAGGUGACUGGGGAGAGCUCUGGGGUGUGCGGGUGCAGAGAGCCGUCCCUCUCAAGAGCCUGCAGGAGGGCUUGAGAGACGCUUGUGUUUCCUUUAUCAAAUCCUUCCUACCUCUUGUCUUGUCUUUUUUCUGCUCUGUUUUCUGUUAUUAAAAAAGCGGGAGGUAGUUCCAGUUGUCACUGGCUUGUAGCCGAGAGACAAGGAAGAGCCAGUGGAGAGCUGUUAAGAGCUGAUUUCAACUUUAAGUAGUGGGUUGUUUUUUCUUCAUUUGCUCGGUCUCUCUUGCUCUUUAGAACGAGGCAACCUAAAAUACUACGUCAGUGCUCAGAGCUCAGGGAGAUUCCAGGCUUUGCUGGGAAACCCCAGCGUGUCUGGACCAGGCCAGUGAUUACCAGAAGUGGAAAGAUUCCUGCAAAGCCCAGUAAAGGGAAUUGUGGGGGCAGAAAAGCUUCCUUUUUGUUAAAAUUUAGGGGAAGCAAAAGGACUGGUUGGGAAGCACUGAGGUCUAAGAAGCUUCAUUUCGUAUUGUUCAUCUGUUUUUACUGCUGGUGUGAUGAUUUCACAGGAAAUGGGAGAUGGAGACUGCUGGGUGGGAGUGGGAGCCCUCAGGUAUCGGGGUGCACGUGGACCAGCCCCUUGCCAAGGGGAUAAUCAGGCAGUAGCUGUGUCCUGAACAGCAAUUCUUGCCCUCCUUGUGUGUUAUCAGAGAAUCUGGGCUACACAGUUGGAUCUGGUACCUCUGCAGAGCCAGGGAGAUGUUCCUGACCGCCCUUAACCUAAUGGUGAUAAAACUUAGAGGAACUGAAACCAAGUUGUGCGAGUCUUUUGCUCUGAUGUCGAGGUCUGCUUGCUAAGUCUCUGCUCUUAUUCCCGGUGGAAGCAAUGCCAAACUUUGCAAUGCCAUAAGGGUGAGCAGGCUCAGACUGUGGUUUUUUAAAAUUCUGCUUAAAACCGCAAGGCUUUUUUACAUCGGGUACUGAGCACCAUCAGCCGACCUGGACAUGAGAGCACUGAAAGAUACUCAAGAACUUGGCAGGGUUGGCCCAAAGCUACUUGGGUGUGAUGAGCUCUACAGCCUCUUCAGAGUCUGUAUAACAUGGAGCACUGAGCACGCUGGGAUUGCCAGUGUGUAGUAGCAUGUGGAACAUCGAGUCAGGGUAUAAAUAAUAAAUAACAAAUCUGUGUGUUCCAGUCAAUCCCUCUGAUUCCACUUCUAUUUUGUCUGCAGCUUUGCUUUUUAUGUUCUCUCUAUCCAUUCCUUUCUCUGAUUUUUUCAUCAUCUCAGCUUUGCAUCGCUGUCCCUCUGACGUGGGUUAAUACUCUGGAGUCACUGUGCUUGUGAAACACCAGUUCAGCACAAGCAGAGCCAGAUUUUGCGUGCAAAUAGGCUGAAGGAGCUGGCGUGACCCAGUGCUCUGCUCCUCGGUCCCUUGCUGUUCAGCCCCCAAAGAGGAAGGUCGCCUGGUACAAAGUGUGACCGCGGUACAAACUGAACUUCACUUUGUGCCAGCCAAGAAGUUGUUUGUUUCCAUUGGAAAUCAGAGCAAUAUGUUGUUUUGUUUCUUCGCCAUUGCUCCCAUGCAUUCAUCUGUCUAAUAAAAAUAAAUGUAGAAAAUGAAAAAAGCUGAA
Molecule: messenger RNA, 3884 nt
Organism: Columba livia (rock pigeon)
Lineage: Eukaryota; Metazoa; Chordata; Aves; Columbiformes; Columbidae
Gene: RGS9
Product: regulator of G protein signaling 9
Exons: 17
Coding region: 124-1581 (485 amino acids)
Biological process (GO): G protein-coupled receptor signaling pathway; intracellular signal transduction; positive regulation of GTPase activity
Cellular component (GO): neuron projection; plasma membrane; cytoplasm
Molecular function (GO): GTPase activator activity
Source: RefSeq, a predicted model, not a curated record